Aspergillus tanneri is the source of this 705-nucleotide messenger RNA. RefSeq lists its product as uncharacterized. The record is from RefSeq and is a predicted model, not a curated record. The transcript is spliced from 4 exons. Gene Ontology annotation, cellular component: intracellular anatomical structure. Bases 1 to 705 code for a protein of 234 amino acids. Gene Ontology annotation, molecular function: oxidoreductase activity, acting on NAD(P)H, oxygen as acceptor. NCBI's taxonomy places the organism in Eukaryota, Fungi, Ascomycota, Eurotiomycetes, Eurotiales, Aspergillaceae.
AUGUCCCUCAAAGAGAGACAACCAAAACCCGCCGUGGGAGGUGCCCAUCGUUCCAUCCAGGAUCUCUUCCGCAUGGAUGGACGAACCGUCCUCAUCACCGGCGGCGGAGGCGCAAUGGGAUUAGAAGCUGCGCGGUCUGUUCUCGAAAGCGGAGGUGACGUUAUCUGCGUCGACCGACAAGAUGAACCUCUCCAGGAGCCGUGGGAAGCCGUACAAGUAACCGCCUCCCACCACAGUACGAAAGUGUGGUACUACCAAUGUGACGUGAGCGACGACCAGCACGUCCAGCAGACUGUGACCGCAGCGGUAUCCCAGGCUCGAUUCCCACUGCGGGGACUGCUCUGCUGUGCCGGGAUCAGUGGCGAAGGGCCAUCAAUUGACUUGCCGGUGCAGAACCUCCGACGUAUGAUGGACGUCAAUGUGACAGGGACGUUUGUCUGCGCACAGGCAGCAGCUCGAGAGAUGCAGAGACACGGUCAACCGGGUAGCAUUGUGUUGAUUGCGAGCAUGAGUGCCCAUGGGAGUAACAAGAGCGUUGACACCACUGCCUACAACUCUUCCAAAGCCGCCAUCGUGCAAAUGCCCUUCUCUACAACCCGUGCAUCCUGGAAGAUGUCGACAUUUCAGAUGACCACUGCCGAAGGAACCAUGCAGGCGGCAAAAAAGGACAAGUUCACCGCGAGUGUGGCAGAUAAUGGGAAGUGA